CUUCAAUGUUCAUGACGUGCAUAAUUUGGCACCUGUAAUUUUGCUUUGCUCGUCUGUGUGGAUGUUAAUCCGAUUCGAUAGUUUACUUUACACGAUGCUAAUGUGAUCCGUACAAAAUGGGAAUGUAUGGAAUGGGGUCCAAUGUGAAGAGAAAAAAGGAGGGGAGGCACCUAAUCCUCGAGGCCAGUGGAAGCAAGGGUACUUGAAGGGCUUCCUCGCCUUCCCUUCCCUUCCCCCACCAUGACUACCAUCUGUCCACACGAACUUGCCACUGGCCACUGCGACGAUGCAAAUUGUCCUUUUCGAUACGAAUCCAAUACAUUCUCAUGCGACGCCUGCCGCAAUAUUUAUCCUGAUCGAGCUUCCUACGACGUGCACCUCAGCACAAAGAUUCACCAGAAUGCUGUAUCAGGUUCAGCGCUGUAUGCCUGCCGUAUUUGCAAUGUGAACGUUCCUGGCAUGAAAUGUUGGGCGCAGCAUGUCACCGGAGGACGCCAUCAUCUUACAGCUCAGCAGCAAGGCGUAUCCUCCGAUGUGCAACCGGAAGAGCCUGACGUCGUUCCAGGCCACACGCUCUGUGCCAUCUGCAAUCGACAGAUAUUCAAUCCUCAUUGGAAGGGCCACCUCUCGAAUCAGAAACACAAAGACAGAGAACAGUUUGCCAAGUAUUCUUCCGCUCUCGAGGAAGCCGCGCAAGAUAAACACGAUGUCACCGUCACCGGCGAUCUCGACUUCGGCAUUGUUGAACUCGAUGCUGUUCGUGCUGGGGUGUCGGUUCCAGUGACUAUCAGCACGACAGUUCCCCACGCUCGUCUGGCUGUGUCGGUGCAAUUGGCGUCGUCGAAACGUCGAUCCGUGUUUUCUCCAUUUACCGUCCACCCUGCGGGCCGAUAUCAACUCAAGUAUCGACAGCCUGUCAAGCUGAUUGUCACUGCGCUACAGACGUUUCCCGGACGUGGAGACGACCGGCUAGAGCUGGUGUUCGAAGACUUACAUCUCCAUACGCAGUUCAUCAUAUGCCGACCUCUUCACAUCAUCGUCGGCAACGCAGCUGCACACAAAGCUCUGCAACCGAAGGCACCUUACAUCCCUCGUAAGCCGACGACGCGCCACCCAGAGACGGCUGUGGUAAAAGGCGUAAAGCCUCCAGCUCUCAGCGUCAUUCCGUACAUCGUUGAACUUCCCAAGGCCGACAUUCCGAAAAGUCUCCUGGCAACGCUGUCUACAGGUUCCGUUGCUGAGAUCACGCAGCGCCUCCUUGGUGUUUUCUUACCGUCCACUAUUGAAGGCGCCGCAUACGGGAAGUAUUACAAGCACUUGAUUUGGGCUGAAGAGUUCAAAAUGAGUCAAGAUCUGGAAUAUUAUGACAUCCCUGACGCCCAGCUCACGCAGCAUAACCAAUACUACUAUCUCAAUGUUCCCGGCUUAGCUGAGAAGAGACCGAGUGUACUCGUCGGCGACGUCAUCCUCGCCCGACGGAGCGAUGCCCCCGAAGGUCAUUGGUAUUCCGGCGGUGUCCAUGUCGUCAGGAAAGAAGAAGUAGGAUUGUGUUUCCAUCGCUCUUUCAGAGCCUCUCCCACGGACAGAUUCCUUGUUCGGUUCAAAUUGAAUAGAUACCCCCUUCGCCGUCAGCACCAAGCGCUCGAUACAGCAUUCGCGCCGGCGCGGUUACUCUUACCCACAAAGCAGCAUGUUCUUACGUUUUUAAGAGCUACACCGUGGAAGCCUUUCAACACGCUAAUCAGUACAAAUGCCCGUCAGAGACUGGCGGUGGAUUGCAUACUCCGCCAGCGUCCUGGGACGGUACCUUUUGUUAUAUUUGGCCCGCCUGGAACAGGAAAAACCGUUACUAUGAUAGAAGCGAUCCGGCAAAUCCUUGCAGCCAAUCCCAAAGCCAGAAUAUUGGCUUGCGCGCCAAGCAACUCAGCCGCAGACCUGCUCGCUUCUCGUCUGAUAAUGUUGGGCAUGGAUAGCCUAUUCCGCUUCUACGCUCCGUCGAGACCAAAGACCACCGUUUCGCACGAGCUCGAACCCUUCACGUUCGUUAAGAACGGAAAUUUCUCCGUCCCCAUUCUUUCCCGUGUGCGACAAUUCAAGGUUAUCGUCACGACCUGUGUUUCUGCCUCGGUGUUCUUUGGAAUUGGGAUCCCGAGAGGGCAUUUCACGCAUAUCUUCAUUGACGAGGCGGGUCAGGCGACGGAACCGGAAGCGAUGAUUGCGGUGAAGACUAUGGCUGAUAACAUGACAAAUGUUAUUCUGUCUGGUGACCCUAAACAGCUUGGACCUAUCAUUAGGUCGGCCGUGGCCAGGGACUUGGGUCUGGAGAUGAGCUAUAUUGAGCGACUGAUGCAGAGAGACAUGUAUGAUGAGAAGGCAGGGCAUGGGAGUUCGGUAGUCAAGUUAACCCAAAACUUCCGUUCCCAUCCGGCGAUUCUCAAAUUCCCGAACAAGAGGUUCUACAAGGGAGAGCUCCAACCCUGUGCAGAUCCUAGGAGUAUCACUGCUUUUAUUGGAUCUAAGCAUCUCGAGGCGAAGAAAUUCCCCAUUGUGUUUCAUUCCAUGGCGGGCAAGGACGACCGGGAGGCCUCGUCUCCAUCCUUCUUCAACAUUGACGAGGUUCUCGAUGUCAUGAGGACGAUCGAAGACUUACGGUCAGAUAAGAAACUGCGCAUCACUGACAAUGAUAUCGGCGUGAUCGCCCCAUAUCAUGCACAGGUUCUUAAAAUUAGAAAUAUAUUGAGGAGAGGGUAUGAGGGUAUCAAGGUCGGCAGUGUAGAGGAGUUCCAAGGCCAGGAACGUAAGGUCAUCAUUAUAUCGACAGUCAGGAGUAGUAAAGAAUUCAUUGAGUAUGAUCUCCGGCAUACCCUUGGGUUCGUCGCAAGCCCCCGUCGUUUCAAUGUCGCCGUGACUCGAGCACAAGCACUGCUUGUCGUUGUUGGAGACCCGAAUGUUCUGUCUCUUGAUCCGUUGUGGAGAUCAUUCCUCAAUUAUAUCUACAAAUAUGGUGGAUGGAAAGGGCUACCGAUUUCUUGGGAUCCCGAUGCUGCUGUGGAUGAAGCAGGGGGGUAUGACCGUGCUUUCCGGGAGGCUGCGCAAGAGGACAUGAAUGACUUUACUAGGAAGUUGGAGGCGAUGACCCUAGCGGGUGUUGCGGAGGAUGAGGAUGUCGUAGAUCGCCCUUGGAUGCGGCAUGAUGGAUAAACCGCAGCUGUGGUUCCCUUCAUAAUGUGUAUACUUGGUGUCUCUUGUUUCUUUACGCGAUGCCAAUACUUUUGUUCCUGCUAUCCUUCAAAGAAUAAGGCCUCUGGGACUCUACAGACAUUUUUGGGUUGUGCGGACAGCGUAUUUACUAUUCGGGCACUUUCCGUAAGUCAACAUAACUGUUCCAUUGCGAUCUUCUUCUCUAGAUGCUGAUGUUCUUCCUAUAUAAUACACUUUACCUCGCGUUGUCCAGCUUUAAUCAGUGCACUGAUGUGGCUGAUGCGAAGAGGUGAUCUUUUCUCACCCUCGUGAGCAUAUC
Messenger RNA from Desarmillaria tabescens, 3520 nucleotides. RefSeq names its product P-loop containing nucleoside triphosphate hydrolase protein. Gene Ontology annotation, cellular component: P granule; cytosol. Lineage: Eukaryota; Fungi; Basidiomycota; Agaricomycetes; Agaricales; Physalacriaceae. Gene Ontology annotation, biological process: regulatory ncRNA-mediated post-transcriptional gene silencing. Bases 241 to 3201 code for a protein of 986 amino acids. Gene Ontology annotation, molecular function: RNA binding; 5'-3' RNA helicase activity. The transcript is spliced from 11 exons. The record is from RefSeq and is a predicted model, not a curated record.